AUGGUGUCUUCAUAUUUUGGACCCCUGAGUGUGUUUUUUAUUCUGCUGAUGGGUGUAAUGAUCACUUUUGGAUCCCAGGUUAUCCUGACAUUUGUCUGCAUGUUGACGAAGGAAUCUGUAGAAAUUUCUCCAGUGCCAUAUACACUGCAAGUCCAUCGGGCAGCUUUGGAUGGAAGAGACCCCUCUAACCCCGUGAGGAGAGAAAAGAGGCAGGUGCAGUGUCAUCUGGGACAAUACCUACAUCCCAGAGAGACGCACUGCUGUAUGAGGUGCCAUGCAGGUACCUACAAAGAAAAAGACUGUGAUCAGCCUGACCAGGCACCUGUCUGUCUUCCGUGUGCUAAUGGCACGUUCACAGCUGUUGAUAACACCAUGUCUAAAUGUUUCCAGUGUACACGUUGCCGUGCAGAAUUCCAGCAGAUAGUAGAGUCCCCCUGCACCCCAAAGCAAGAUACCGUGUGCGGUUGUCGGAAGAAUCAAUAUCAGAUUGGCCUGUCCGAUCUCUUCCAGUGUAGGAACUGCAGCUCCUGUGUCAAUGGGAUUAUUGCCAACUGUUCAAAGGACAGAGACACAAUUUGCAGGUGCAAGCCUGGAUUCUUCCUGACACUUAAUAAUGUUUGCAAGUCUUGCAACAGCUGCACUGGAGAAGACUGCUUGCAGUGUCAUAGCCCAGUGACUACCUCACCGACUUCAUCUGGGCUGAAUGGGAACCUUGUCCUUGGCAUCAUCGUUGCAAUAUUUGGAGUUAUCUCUGUCCUCUACAUUGUAAAUAAAGUAGUGAAGCUGGUUCAGAAAAAUGGGAUAGCAUCAUCUUUCUACUCCUGUGUUUCUUUGCCACAGACAACCAAGGAACCAGUAUCUGAGGUUGAGGUAAGAAAAAGUGAAAUUUGCAUCCUUCUUCCCGAGUCCCAGAAGGAAACAGAAUUGUCAGUGAAUGCAACACCACCACCUGCGCCUCCGCCGCAAAGUUCGCAGGAGUUACCAGACUGUGUGAGACCUGCCAGGAGGACGCAGCUUCCAGACAACCCUGUUAUUCUCUACACUGUGGUGGAUCACGUACUGCCAUCUCGGUGGAAAGAGUUUGUGAGGCGUCUGGGUCUGAGCGACUAUGAUCUAGAGCGAACUGAGAUGGAGCAUCGGUGUUUUCGAGACGCCCAGUAUGAAAUGCUUAGACUGUGGAAACUGCAGAUGGGCCAUGCUGCAACUGUGGAGCACAUCAGCUGUGUUCUCAACCAGAUGGAGCUGAGUGGCUGCAGUGAAGCUAUUCAAGAGGCUUUGUUGAACCAGAACUCUCCACAACCUUGCAGCCUCCACAGACAUCUUUAA
Messenger RNA from Opisthocomus hoazin, 1326 nucleotides. The record is from RefSeq and is a predicted model, not a curated record. NCBI's taxonomy places the organism in Eukaryota, Metazoa, Chordata, Aves, Opisthocomiformes, Opisthocomidae.